Messenger RNA from Anastrepha ludens (Mexican fruit fly), 3040 nucleotides. It is a transcript of the gene fws, whose product is annotated as conserved oligomeric Golgi complex subunit 5. The record is from RefSeq and is a predicted model, not a curated record. Gene Ontology annotation, cellular component: COG complex. Gene Ontology annotation, biological process: intra-Golgi vesicle-mediated transport. The transcript has 4 exons. Lineage: Eukaryota; Metazoa; Arthropoda; Insecta; Diptera; Tephritidae. Bases 108 to 2330 code for a protein of 740 amino acids.
GCACUAUCAUAUGGUAACAUUAUUUACAUUUUUGUAUUUGACUAUUUAUUUUUAAAGUGGUGUUUACGGUAUCCUUUUACUUCAAUUAAUUAAUUUAAAAAACUCAAAUGGUAGAUUUAGAAUUGGAUGACGAAUCAAUCACCGAAGUCGAUGCCAACACGACAAUUCAGGAACAAAUCCAAGAACUUUCAAAGCGUCUUCAAAAUGUGAAUGACGACCUGCACCAGCAGGUUCGUGAAAAACAUGGUGCUUUGUUACAACAGGCAACACAUGCUGGCCGAUUUGAUGUUGCCCUGAACACCUUGGCAAAUGAUGUAGAACAAAUUCGUGCAGCCGGCCAACGAUUAAAGACACAAAUCGAUGCCCAGUAUCAGCACGUUGAUAAUCAAACUCGUAUUCUGGGACGUUUGCACGAAUUAUCUCAUCAACUUCGCUCGGCUGGCACACUACUAUCGUUGACGGCCAAAUUACGCGCAACAAAGGACGUACUCAAGCAAGCAGAGAUACACUAUGAAUUGGGACAAUUGGUAGAUGAUGAGGACUUGAAGCAAAUCGAGUUUGUGCAAAAUGCUCGUGCUGAAGUAAUAGCCUCGCGACAAAAAUUAAGAAAUUUAACACAGAUGCAGUUAGUAACGGGUUUGCAAGAAAGAAAUGAAGCACAAGUAGUCAACUCACUUAAGAUAUUUAAAAACUUCAACACACUACAAAAGUCAUUAGACAACUUAGUGGCGACAUUCGUCACGGACUUGGAGCAAUCGCUGAGAGAAUGUUUUGCUGGUACCGACAUUUCCGUAUUGAACAAAGGUGAAACAUUUAACAACGCCUCAUCAAAGACAAGCAAUUCUAUGCGUGGCCCAGGAAAAACCCCUAUGUUAACCACGACUCAGAACUUCAGAGCCAAGUUUUGGAAAUCACUGCAUUGGCUAUUGUAUGAAGAACUUUAUGAAAGUUGUGAGCAAGUAAAUCUACUAAAGCGGGGACUGGAUCAAAUAAGGCAGUUCGGCUUCGAUGCCGGCGAGACAUAUGAUAUACACAAGAAUUUUUGGCAAGCCGUACAAACGCUGUUGAAAAAAUCUUUUGUCGAAAGUCCUGCCCACGUGACACAAACAUUGCAAGAAGGUUUGGCAAAAUUACUGACGUCAGCUCGUGGUUUGGAGGAGCGUUUGGAUGGUGAAUUUCUAUUCGAUAAUGACAUUUUCUCUACACUGGAGGUAGGCUAUAUAAGCAAGUGUGCCGCCAAUAUGAAAGCUUGUCUUGCUGGGGUCGAUCUGCCCUCAAAUGAAACGGUUGAUAAUUUUAUAAGAGUAGCAUCUACUGAAAUCAGUGCUGCUCUAAUUGAUACACGUUUAACAAAUUCAGUAGUAGCUGUCUUCAUUGCGUGUGGCAAAGAGCUUUGCACGAAACUAGAAGCACAACUUAAGUUGGGAGCUGAUGCCAAACAAGUAGUCGACAUUCCAAAUUUUCAACAAACGCAAAAUGUGCUCUUAGCUAAUAUUCUGUACUAUUAUAAAGAUUCGGCACGUCGAAUGUUGGCCGACUUGAAGGUGCACUUUACCAAAUCGAAAUCAGCUGCUCAUCAUGAUAUUGUAAAAGCAUUAGAACAGACGGAUAUUUUGAUCAGUACCAUACUACAACAGAUAAUGGACUCGAUUCUGUCAACCAUAAGUAUUAUACUUCUCAGCAUGCAUCGUGAACCGGGACUUAAUUUAGAAAAAAUAUCAACAUCAGGUCCAUCAAUGUAUAUGAAGGAGUUACAGGAAUUCAUAAAUCGCGUCUGGGUAAAUCACAUUGGCCCGUUUGAAGAUAAAGAAAUAGUUUCGAAAUGUGGACACGAAUUGGCAAAACGCUGCAUUGAACUUUUCGUACACAAUGCAAGCAUUUUACGUCCGAUUAGUCAAGCGGGACGGCAACGCUUGAAGAGUGACUGCGCACAUAUGGAGCAGGCGCUUAAGCCAAUUUGCGCCAACUUGCCUGAUUUGGGGAAUCCAGCACGAUUACUACGCGCAAUGUCUUUCCUAAUUGUGCAACCACCCGAAGAAUUGGUGAAGCAAAGUGUGGGUAGUGAGUUGCUGGUGCCCAGCUACAUUGUAUUGUUUUUGUUAUUCGGUCACGCUGGCGCUGAACUUCAGAGUCCACAUACUACUGCAAAUUGGUCGAAUGAACGGUUAAUCGAGUGGCUCGAAGGGCACACAUCGGAACGUGAAAAGCUAGAAUUAAUAUCGGGCGCAUUACAGCGUUACCGUGAUCAGGUUAGAAGAAAAAAUAGUGAACAAUAUGACGAGAUAUAUCCAUUAAUAGUGGAAUUUUUCGAAAAAGCUUUAAAAGCAUAACUAAUUAAUCAUUUAUGUUUAUCAAGAUUGACUUAAUAAAGUAAUUACAUAAACUCUCUACUGUGGAUUAAUGUAUAAUACAUGAAAAUAUAAUAAAGGAACAGCGGCUUUCUUCAAGACCUUUGUACACAAUUCUGAACAAGUUAGGAUGAGACGCAAAUAAUUUUCUCAACCACUCCUACACCUAACACUAUAUUUUUCCUGAGAAAUGUGAAUUUUCACCUAGAACUUUUUACCGUGAACCUCACUUUGUAUUCCCUUAGGUUGUACUUUGCGUAUACCUAUCCACAAAAAGAAAAUUCAUAAGCAUCACAAGGUAUUCCAUUUGUCAAUUCAAUUCGAUACUUGACGGCCACUACACGCAACGCCUCUUACACAACUUUGCCCGGCUGUUAAAGUGCGCUCACUGCUUUCAGCGCUAGGCUAGACUUUGUCACCAACGUUCCCACGACAGUCGGUUCUACGUAACCGGAACGACCCGGAUUUAUAUCCGGCCAAGGACUGUCACUUCAGCAAUAUUCCUCGUAUAUGCACGGGGAAUGUUUAUGCUGCUACAACAACAACAACAACAACUUUGUCACCAAAGCUGCUUUGGUCGGAUCUAAAAAAAAAGAGGAGAACCAUCCUCCAGGUAAUUAAUUACGUUCUGGAAAUUGUGUCAGUUUAAACUCUUAUUUAUCCAGAAUUAGCCGACUUACUCAACAUAUGUA